UGGUGAACCUGAGCUUGGCUGUUUCUACCACCCACGCUAAAACUAUUCUAACUUUUAGAGAUUUCAUAUCUUUCAUUUUGUUUUAUUCUCACAGCAAUCCUGUGAAAUGGACAACAACCUUGCGGAGGAGACUCAGCAGUUCAAGGAGAUGAAAUGACUUGCUCACAGCAACCCAGCAGACUCCAAGCCUCAAACCACGAAAGGAAAAGGGGAAGCGGGAUUCAGACGCCACCAGCCAGCAGCCAGGUAUGCUGCCCAGGACUAUGCCAAGACACACGGAGGUAUCAAGGCCCCGCCCCGGCCUUGUUCUGCCCGCGGGGAAGUGGGGGAUUUGAGGAGAGAAAUCUCAGCUGUUCCCGUGACAUUGUCCCCACUUGGGCGAACGUCCUAAGGCUCCUUCGGAAAGUCGAUGGCCUUGAACUUUGUGCUGAAGGGGCACGGGGCAGAGAGAAGCCCGGGAGACCAGGAUGGAUGGAACGCGGGAAGCAACCCUAGGGACUGGGUGGGGGAACAACAGAAGGACUAGCUCCUCCCUUGCAGGGUCAGGGACCGUGGAGCCGCCGGGAGGACUCCUUGUCAGCCCGAAGCCAGAAACCUGGGAAGGCAGUAGGACCCGGAGGUGCAGCGGCCCCUCCCGUCUCCUCGAGGGUGGGCACAAAGAGGCUGCGAGGGCCAGGCCCUGAUUUUUUUUUGUGUCCGAGACGUCCGAGCUUCCCCAACAGCAGAAGCAGCCACUGGGAGCCUUCCCCGCCGGGCGAGGGCCCUGGCAGGCCCGCGCUUUCUCUGAAAGUGAAAGAGGUGGGCGGGGGGCGCGGCCGAGGCGGGGCGCGGGCGGGCAGCGGCGCAGGCUCCGCCUCGGGGCAGUCUCGAGCCGGGGGCGCCGAGCGCCUCCAGUCCCCAACGCGUCGCGGGCUGGUGGGCUCCGCUGCGGCUCUUGGGCCGGGAAAUGACCCUGCCCGGGGGCCCGACGGGCAUGGCGCGUCCUGGAGGCGCGGGGCCCUGCAGCCCCGGGCUGGAGCGGGCCCCGCGCCGUAGUGUCGGGGAGCUGCGCCUGCUCUUCGAGGCGCGCUGCGCCGCGGUCGCUGCAGCCGCUGCAGCAGCGGAGCCCCGGGCUCGUGGGGCCAAGCGGCGUGGGGGACAGGUCCCCAACGGGCUUCCGCGGGCUUCCCCUGCGCCGGUGAUCCCGCAGCUGACAGUGACAGCCGAGGAGCCGGACGUACCCCCGGCCAGUCCCGGGCCGCCGGAGCCAGAGGGUGGCAGGCUCCCGGCCGUGGGCUCGUCGCACCUGCAGCAGCCGCGCCGCCUCUCCACCUCGUCCCUCUCCUCCACUGGCUCCUCGUCGCUGCCCGAGGACUCGGAGGACGAUCUGCUGAGCGACAGCGAGAGCCGGAGCCGCGGCAACGUGCAGCUGGAAGCCGGCGAAGUCGUGGGUCAGAAAAGCCACUGGCAGAAGAUCCGGACCAUGGUGAAUCUGCCGGUCAUGAGCCCUUUCAAGAAGCGUUAUGCCUGGGUGCAGCUGGCUGGGCAUACGGGGAGUUUCAAGGCGGCGGGCACCAGCGGGCUGAUCCUGAAGCGCAGCUCGGAACAGGAGCGUUACUGCUUAGCGCGGCUGAUGGCCGACUCGCUGCGCGGUUGCGUGCCCGCCUUCCACGGCGUGGUGGAGCGCGACGGCGAGAGCUACCUGCAGUUGCAGGACCUGCUCCACGGCUUCGAUGGCCCCUGCGUGCUUGACUGCAAGAUGGGCAUCAGGACUUACCUGGAAGAGGAGCUGGCCAAAGCCCGAGAGCGGCCCAAGUUGAGGAAGGAUAUGUACAAGAAGAUGCUGGCCGUGGACCCCGCGGCGCCCACUGAGGAAGAGCACGCGCAGCGCGCGGUCACCAAGCCGCGCUACAUGCAGUGGCGAGAAGGCAUCAGCUCCAGCACCACGCUCGGCUUCCGCAUCGAGGGUAUAAAGAAAGCAGACGGAUCCUGCAGCACCGACUUCAAGACCACGCGAAGCCGGGAGCAGGUGAUUCGGGUCUUUGAGGAGUUCGUGCAAGGGGAUGCGGAAGUGCUGAGGAGGUAUCUGAAUCGCCUGCAGCAGAUCCGGGACACCCUGGAGGUCUCUGAGUUCUUCAGGAGACACGAGGUGAUCGGCAGCUCACUGCUCUUCGUGCACGAUCACUGCCAUCGCGCCGGCGUGUGGCUCAUCGACUUCGGCAAGACCACGCCCCUGCCGGACGGCGAGACGCUGGACCAUCGAAGGCCCUGGGAGGAGGGCAACCGCGAGGACGGCUAUUUGCUGGGGCUGGACAAUCUCAUUGGCAUCCUGGCCAGCCUGGCCGAGAGAUGAGGCUAGGCCCCUGUCCCCGCACAGACCGCUGGUCUGGCAGAUGGACCUGCGUCUUUGUCCCCGCCGUGCAUGCCGGGGAGAGACUGAAACCCAGAGGCUGGGGCGGUUCACAGGUUCCUGUAGGGCCAGGUGCCAGACACUAUGGGACGCACUGUAGGCACCAAGGCUGUUCCCCAUACAAACCCAAGUGGUCCCAGAGCCGAUGACACUAAUUUAUGCGAGAGGGUGGGGGUGGGAUGCAGGCUCUGACAACGGGCUUCUUCCUCAUCCCAGCUCUUCUGAGGGGCUCUAUGCUUCUCCAGAGAGGCCAGAAAAUUAAUUUUAUUUUGCAAGCAUUAGAUCUAUUGAUCUGAACUCCCACACUACGAUGGACCCCCCUUCUCAAUAAAGCUCACAAACACCA
Messenger RNA from Phyllostomus discolor (pale spear-nosed bat), 2735 nucleotides. RefSeq names its product inositol-trisphosphate 3-kinase A (gene ITPKA). Gene Ontology annotation, cellular component: nucleus; cytoplasm. The coding region runs from base 947 to 2332 and encodes 461 amino acids. Gene Ontology annotation, molecular function: inositol-1,4,5-trisphosphate 3-kinase activity; inositol tetrakisphosphate kinase activity. Gene Ontology annotation, biological process: inositol phosphate biosynthetic process. The transcript is spliced from 7 exons. The record is from RefSeq and is a predicted model, not a curated record. Lineage: Eukaryota; Metazoa; Chordata; Mammalia; Chiroptera; Phyllostomidae.